CCUCUCUCAAUGUUGGUACGCAAAUGUGCUUUGUUUCAAAUGACCCGGUGCUCUUUUUUUGGCGGAGGUGCGCAUGCGCACCUGCGCACCAGUUAUGUGCAGCCCUGUGUAUAAACUGUGUGCAUAUAGGUAAAAUGUAAAUACAGUGGGAUGUGUGUUUUGCUUUAGUCUUUUCUUAUCAAGCUAAUGUGAUUAGUUAACUUAACAAAUAAAGAUUUGGAAGUUGGAGACAUUUAUUUAUAUUUUUUAAACCAAAUUGUUAAGGUUUCACUUUAAACUCUGUUGAAUUGUGAUGACCUGUUUUCACUAUGUUUUGACAAACCAAUCAAUUCAAUAAUGUAUAGAGAAAAUAAUCAACAGAUAACUUUAAAAACAUGAGCUCCACCCUCUAUGGCUCCACCUCAACCAACUAAAACAGUAAUCUUAACUUCAUGCAUGGCUAAUAAUAAUGUAAUUAUAUAUUAUACAAUAGUAUAACACUCACGAAAGACGUUUUCUUUCCAGUGAAUACUUUGACUUUCACCAAACCGUUGCUACAUUUUCCAGAUUAUAAUUACUCUUUAACUCUGUGUGAUAAAGGUACUCUAACGUUAGAUCUAAAUGCUUCCUCCACCACAAAUAAUAGAUAUUUCAAAAUCUCCAGACGCUCUGACACAGAAUAUAUUAUUUCAUCCAAUAAAAUUAAAACAUAUUUUUGAAUACCUUUCCAAGGAGUUUAAGGAAAUUCAAAUAACAUAGACCCAAUAUUACACAUUCCACGUAGGAAUGGAUGACGAUGCGCCAGAUGAAGCCUUUAAGGAGCUGCACACGGGAGACAUUGGAGGAUGGGGUGUUGCUCAGAUAGCUGCUGGCACCGGGCUCGCUGUGUAUGUGAUAUGGACCGGAUUCGUACAGCCAGGCUUCAGGAAAGUCCCCUUGAGGCUACAGGUCCCGUACAUUCCUGCCAGCAGAGUUCAAGUGGAUCAUGUAAUGAACUUGCUGAGAGGCCGAAAGGGAGGGCUUGUGGAUCUGGGGUCAGGUGAUGGCCGCAUUGUCUUGGAAGCUCAUCAGCAAGGUUUCACUCCCGCUGUUGGUUAUGAGCUCAAUCCCUGGCUACUCCGCUUGGCCCGCUUCAAAGCUUGGAGAGCAGGCCAUCAUGAAAAAGUUUCAUACAGACGGGAAGAUCUCUGGAAGGUCGACUUAACAGAAUGCAAAAAUAUCACAGUGUUCUUGGCUCCUAGCGUGCUUUCAUUAUUGCAGAAGAAGUUGGAGGCUGAGCUUCCUGAGGAUGCCUUAGUGAUAGCUGGUCGAUUUCCCUUCCCUGACUGGACACCGUACAGGGUUGAGGGUGAGGGUGUGCACAGAGCCUGGGCAUACAACAUGCAAGCACAAAGACAAAACUCCUUAAAGAAAAAUGACAGCCACGAAAAGCAACCUCAACAAUGAACUCACCAAGGACUAAGGCUCCACUCGAAUAGUUGUCCCUACUCUUUUGGACUCCAGAAUGGGAACAUUAAUUUAUACUGUAUAUAAUUGAGUUACUGCUUAUUAAAAUACCUUCCAUGGAAUAUUGUGGACAUUUAACCUAACUUGACUAUCUGAAUGCUUUUUGACUACAUCUUAAACCAGAUUUUUCAGACAAACUGGGACUGAAAUUUAAAAUUGAAUGUGCUCUCUUCUACAGUCUGGGUCGGGGGAUUCUUUCUUUUGGCAAGGAGUGUGUUAACAUUGAAGGAAAACAACACCUUUGCCACAAGAACACUGUAGAAUUGUUGUAAUUACUACCUAAAUGUUGUUGCUUUGUUCAUUAUGACAGAAAUUAAGAUGUCUUUAAUUAUUUAGACAAUUUUGGAUUCCAUUUUGCAGCUAUAUUUCUGCAGGUAGGAUGAACACUAAAGGUACAUUGUUUGUGGGUGAUGGUCAGACACAUAGUGAUGUGGAAAUGUCUGUGUUGGAAAGUGUGGAAUGUGGUUUUUCCGGCUCCGGUCAAAAACAAACCCUUGUGUAAGUGCAUGAGAGUUUGAUUUUUUGCUGUUGCUAUUUCUUUUAAAUGUUAUAGUGUUUUACCUUGUGUUAGUUCUGCUAUAAAAGCAAUUUCUCUUAAAACCUAUGUAUGGAAUAAAAAUUGACCUUUCUUAUGCACCAUGCUGGACAUUAAUCACCAAAUUUCAGGUAAUGUUUGUGGAGCUUUUAGGUAAAAUCCCAAUGUGGCUGACACUAAAUGUUGGUUUACACUGGCUAAAACAUGUAAUUGUUGUAAAAAUACAAAUAUAUUUUCAAUAAUAAAUUACUCAAUUUAAA
Molecule: messenger RNA, 2280 nt
Organism: Gymnodraco acuticeps
Lineage: Eukaryota; Metazoa; Chordata; Actinopteri; Perciformes; Bathydraconidae
Gene: antkmt
Product: adenine nucleotide translocase lysine methyltransferase
Exons: 5
Coding region: 766-1425 (219 amino acids)
Biological process (GO): regulation of mitochondrial ATP synthesis coupled proton transport; peptidyl-lysine trimethylation; positive regulation of proton-transporting ATP synthase activity, rotational mechanism
Cellular component (GO): mitochondrion
Molecular function (GO): protein-lysine N-methyltransferase activity
Source: RefSeq, a predicted model, not a curated record